Messenger RNA from Hipposideros armiger (great roundleaf bat), 6230 nucleotides. RefSeq names its product solute carrier family 25 member 27 (gene SLC25A27). The record is from RefSeq and is a predicted model, not a curated record. NCBI's taxonomy places the organism in Eukaryota, Metazoa, Chordata, Mammalia, Chiroptera, Hipposideridae. The transcript is spliced from 9 exons. Gene Ontology annotation, biological process: transmembrane transport. The coding region runs from base 224 to 1195 and encodes 323 amino acids.
CUGUUUGUUUUUUUUUUGCUCUCGGUCCUCUGGACCACUGAAGCCUCGGGCUGCUAGGAAGGCUGCGUGUUCCCGGGGCCGGCCAGGCGGAGCCGAUCGAGGGAGAUGGUCUCCGCCGCGCCAUUCGUCGGUUGAGGAGCGGCCGCCCUGGCAGGGUGGCAGGCCAGCCGCAGCGCGGGGCGCUGGCCACAAGGCGUGCGUUGUCGUCCUGACCUGCUGCUGAAUGUCGGUCCCAGGGGAUGAGGAGAGGCUUUUGCCGCUCGCCCAGAGAUGGCCCCGAGCGAGCAAGUUCCUACUGUCUGGCUGCGCGGCUACCGUGGCCGAGCUAGCAACCUUUCCCCUCGAUCUCACAAAAACUCGACUCCAAAUGCAAGGAGAAGCCGCCCUUGCUCGGUUGGGAGACAGCGCAAGAGAAUCUGCUCCCUAUAGGGGCAUGGUGCGCACAGCCCUAGGGAUUGUCCAAGAGGAGGGCUUUUUAAAGCUUUGGCAAGGAGUGACACCCGCCAUUUACAGACACGUAGUGUACUCUGGAGGUCGAAUGGUCACAUAUGAACAUCUCCGUGACGUUGUGUUUGGCAAAAGUGAAGAUAAGCAUUAUCCCCUCUGGAAAUCAGUGAUUGGAGGGAUGAUGGCUGGGGUGGUUGGCCAAUUUUUAGCCAACCCAACUGACCUAGUGAAAGUUCAGAUGCAAAUGGAAGGAAAAAGGAAACUCGAAGGAAAACCAUUGAGAUUUCGUGGUGUGCAUCAUGCAUUUGCAAAAAUCUUGGCUGAAGGAGGAAUACGUGGGCUUUGGGCAGGCUGGGUACCCAAUAUACAAAGAGCAGCGCUGGUGAAUAUGGGAGAUUUAACCACUUAUGAUACAGUGAAACACUACUUGGUAUUGAAUACAUCACUUGAGGACAACAUCAUGACUCACAUGUUAUCUAGUUUAUGUUCUGGACUGGUAGCGUCCAUUCUGGGAACACCAGCUGAUGUCAUCAAAAGCAGAAUAAUGAAUCAACCCCGAGAUAAGCAAGGAAGGGGACUUUUGUAUAAAUCAUCUACUGACUGCUUGCUUCAGGCUGUUCAAGGAGAAGGACUCAUGAGUCUUUAUAAAGGCUUUUUACCAUCUUGGCUGCGAAUGACCCCUUGGUCAAUGGUGUUCUGGCUUACUUAUGAAAAAAUCAGACAGAUGAGUGGAGUCAGUCCAUUUUAAGCCCUUAAAGAUGCAGCCCUUAAAGAUACAGUGUUCAUUCAGUAUCAUUGAAAUAUGGGCACCUGCAACACACACCCCUAUUAUUUCUACCUCUUUAGGAAGACACCUUCCUCUACAGAGACUGUGAGUUAUAGGGGGCAGCACUUGAUUUUUCUCUGGAAACCCGAGUUCUCUUUGACUCCUCUUUUUGUUCAAAAGCAAUCUGGUUGGAUCACACACGGCCACCCAAAGAGACCCAGCAUAGCACUUUGUGAAGAAGAACGGAAUCCUGGCCACUGACCUGGAGAGAUCUGACCUUCGAGAAGUUGCUCUAUGCUGAAGAGCCUGUUUAGAGGAGACGUGCCAGAAGGGAGUCAGAGUCUCAGACCCGAAGCAGACAAUAGAAAUGGGGCAAGACUACAUACAUGCAUGCAUACAUGCAUACAUAGUGAUACGAAAUAUGCUUAACCUGUAUGUCAGUAUUUUCCAAUGAAAUUUGAUAACUCACUUUUCUGUUGUUAAAGUGUACAUACUGUAAAGUAAAAGAGAGGUGAAUGAAAACUCAUGAAUAAACAUUUUGAAUUUCCCUAGUGUUGAAGGAAGUUGAUGUACCUUUUCUUGCCAGGAGGAUGAAAAAAAUCAAGUUGAGAUGAGGCUUGGAUUUCAAGGAAAGCAGCUCUUUCUGUCCGUGCCCCCUCAUUAGUUAUUGUAGAUCUGUGUUAACUGGUUAGCACGCCACUGCACAUGCUAAGGACUUCCUGACAGCCACACGCUCUGAAUUUUGAUGAGAACAAAGAGUAUUUACUUUGUUCCAUAUCCUGUUGCAACUUGGAUUUGUUGCUAGCUCUCGAGAAUGUCCAAUAUAUUAAAAAUCCAAUGUAUUGGAUUAAAGUUCAGGUGGAUAGAUCUUUUUAAUAAAGCAACCUGUUAUCUUAUAAGCCUUUCAGUGGUAUUUUAAAAGCAAGGCUAAGAUGAAGCCAGCCAGCUCUGACAUCCCUUCUCAUCUCCCCCUCCCUAACAUUAAGGGCCCUAGAGAGAGAGAAUUCAGUUAUCAUAUUGAAGCUGUCUCUAGCCUGAGUCUUAAUCAGUUUGGCAAAGCUUCCUGCCUAAAAAAUCCAUAGGUAUAAACUGCUUAUGGUACACAGUUGUCUCCAAUCCCUGAGUCACAUCCGUUUUCUAAUUUUAGAAAGGUCAGCGAUUUCCUCAGAUUCACCUGUCUACCACCUGCUCCCCCAACCUCAGACAGUAGGCAUUUCUAGGUGGAUGGCUACAGUUAUCCAUCUACCCUACAGUUAUCUAGGGUAGAGGCUGUAACUCAAAAUAGGAAGACUCAGAAAGCUGACCCCAAAAAAGACCUUGGAGCCAACCAAAUAGCAUUUGUUAUGGACAUGGAUGAUGGUUAGUCAGAAAAAUGUUUACAUGCUCUGUAGUUGCACUGAUGCAUAAUCACUGCCAUUUAAGAGGGGAAAUAUACUUUAAGAUAUAUUUUAAUGUGAUGUACUAAUUUGCAGUAGCUUAUUGUUUUUCUAUAGUUUGCGUAACGUGGAGUUUAAUCUCUUAAAAUCUUCAGGUCAUCUACUUUUUCCAUUGUAUUUGUCAAUCUGAAUUGAAUUGUUAAAUAUAUUUAAAAUAAUAGUACUCCUAUUUAAAAUAUGUACUUAAAAUUCCCAAAUGUUCUGCAUUGAAACCAUGUGGGAAAGUUUUGAUUUUUUAUGCUUUAUAAUAUUUAAAAUUAAGUAAAGACUGGAUCGAAAGAACAUACUAUAUGCAAACUGGACCAUAAAAAAUUUUACUUUGCUUUAUUCUUUGAGGGACUUGAGGUGAAAAACGUUGCUUAAGUACUGAGACUCUUCCUUGGUAUCUGGAUUCGGCAUGAAUAAUUGGAAUUGUUUUAACCUAACACGACUCCUUGAGAUUAUCUGGUGUAACCCUUUCAUUUUACAUGUUAGGAACUAAGACCAAGAGAAGUAGACUUGUUCAUGCUCGUCAGUUACGUAGUAGCAAAGCCGGGAUAAAAAUACAGAUCUCCUAAUUAUAACUGAAAUAUACUGUACAGAUUUUUCUUUAUGACUUUUUUUGCCUAUACGCAUUAAAUGAAUUUGAAUUGUCUUUAGCAUAAAAUUUAGAAUGGAGUCACUGUGCUUUAGCUUGAACAUUAAGACCCUCCAUAAUCUGACCAAAUCCUGCAUAUUCAAUACAUAUAUCCCAUCACAUUCAUACUUUUCUAGUGAAAUCACAUUCACUAAUGUAUCUUGGAACUUUGUUUUAUCUUUACCAACUUGAAAUCAUCUUGCUCCGUUCCAAAAUAAACAGCAAAAAAUAAAAAGGAAUAAAAAUUUUAGUAAUUUUGUGUCCAUACUGAAAGACUUAACCAUUUCAAUCUUACUAUCUUAUUAUACUACUACUAUAUAUGUGGUAUUUAUCUUCAGGUCAGUAUUGAUAACACUUAACAUCUAAUCUUCUUUUGCUUAACCACACUUUUUCUCUUCCCAAAUGAUUUUUGCUCAUUGCAAAAUACAUAUUCUUAUUUUUAAUUAUAUUAUUUGUUCUUUAUAUGUAUAAGUGAAUUAGCAUAUAUACUUAGAUAAUACGUCCAAGAUUUGCUUUUAGUAAGGAAUAAUGUGUUGCCAAAUAUUAUUUGAUUACAAAUGACUAGUGGUAGAGCUAUGUCUUGUUUUUAUUUAAAUAUCUACUCUUAUAAAUAGCAUUUAUUUGCUGUUAGGUACUCAAAAAAAGUUGAUUACAGUUACAUAACACAUGAAUCAAUUUGGUCUUCAUUGUUUUAAGAAUCUAUCAUAAGACUAGUCUGAUUUUUUUUUUACACUUUGUUAAGAAAAAGGAAACAAACUCACGGAGGUUUUUAAUGUAAAAAUUUUGCUUUUCUGUCAUUUUCAAAGUUGUAAGCACAACCAUUUAUUGACAAUUGAAAUAGUUAUGUAUGGUCUCUGUUAAUGAGAACUGAUUCCCUCAGGACCUCCUUUGGGAAAAAAAAAUGUUUAGUUUUAACACUUGUGGUUAAAAAAAUUGGGGGGGGGGUGAAAUAUUAAAUUCUCUUCUCCCCAAUUAAACCAAGACUCAUUAAAAUGAUUACCAUACAAGUAUAUAUUAUUAAAUGCCGGAUAAUGUGGAGGAAAGAUAACGUGGAUUCUAAAGACCUUUAUCCUACUUUGGAUUCUACUUCUGACAAAAUAGUAUAACUAUGAUCAAGUCCCUUCACUUCUCUUGAUUUCUGUUUCUUUAUAAAAUGAGCUGAUUGAACUCUAGGAUCUUAAAUUGCAUGUACUUGAAGGGGGCCAUUAUAUUGAGACCAUGUGAAAAAAAAGGAUUAAAACAUUUAUUGGGAUUUGUUUUUUUCCUAGAUUUAAUUAACUUCUCAUAGUUUAAGAUUGGGAAAGGUUUAUUGAGGCCUUAAAGUAUAAUACAAACUUUUUAUAUAGCUGGCCUGUCUCAGCUGGAAAUCCAGAGUAGCAGUCAUCUUCCUUCAGACAACUCUGGGCACAUCACCCCAUAUUCUUACUUUCAGUUGCUCCUUUAUACACACACUAUAAAAAUUAAAAUCCCUAAUACUAUACCCAGAAACCUCUCAAUCUGAUUCCAACCUGUUUUUCUAACCUUUGCAUUUUACUGCAUACCUGCGCUGCACCUCCUUUUAAAUGCAUUGCUCACUUCUCUGAAGAUGCUCUUGGCUGCUUCUCAUGCAGUGUUCAGGCUGUGCUCUCCACAUAACUCCUCCCAUCAUCACCACCCUUUCCUCUUCACUUCCACUGGUUAAAUCCUACUUUAAUAUCUAGAAUGAUCUCUGAAGACUUCGACAUCUUCAGCACUCUGUGCUCCCAAUGCAUCCCCUACUGCGGAAGUAUUUCUAUGUAUGGAUGUAUGCCUGCUUCCACUAUACAGAAUGAACUGCUUGCAACCGAGGACCAUCUAUUACAUCUGUUUCUCUUAUACAAUUCAAAUAGAAGGUAUAUGUUGAAUUCAGAGAUUUUGGGGGUGGGGGGUGGAGAGAGAAAAACAUUUAUGCACACAUGGAAACUGCAUUUCCAAGAGAUUCUGUGUGUAAACAUGUAAUUAUAAUUUUUGAGAAGCAUUCAUCCGUUUAAUAGCUAUUCCACAAAAAUCUAGAAUUUGAUCAUUUUAAAUAAUAUAAAAUAUUUGGCUAAUUGAUUAAUAGUUAAUAAAUGUGAUGAGUUUAUAUUAUUCUUCAUUUUAGAGUGUGUAUGGAAAUUAUAUCACUGUUUUGUCCUUCACUGAUACCAUACAAAUGCACAUUUUACCCACUCAAGUGUUAUAUUAUUUCUUUUUUUUAAGUGUUAUAUUAUUUCUGAAUUUUGAGGAAUACAUGAUUAUUUUUCUUUCCCCAUACUUUACCCCCAACAGGCUGCUGUGAUUAUCAACAGCAGCAGGAUCCACUUUGAAGGUUUGAUAGAAGCAGAUGAAGAUGCUAAAAGAUGUCUGGUAAUAAACAGGAAUAUAUGUGAGUAAAUAUAGUGCAUUCUGAUUUUUAAAAUAAAUGUUUUAAAAUGCAUAAUUGUCUGUUAAGGGUUUUGUUUUGUCCUGGUGCAUUUUUUAGUUAAAUGAUAAUAACUAAUUUAGAGAUGACUUUUAAAUCUUAAUCUUUACUUUUCACAAGUGAAAAGAAACUGGCUUAAUUUAGAAUGUCAGAUUUUAAAUACUUAUAUUAGCAAAAAGGAUGUUUAUACAUUGUUGCUAUAUAUUAAUAUAUAUAAUAAAUUCAGUUCUGCUAUUAAUCCAUUUCUCCCUAUUAAUCCAGUUCUUCUCUGACUAAAAAGGAUGGAUAACUCAUAAUUACAGUGGUGGACAUGCUCACUGGCUGAGGAUAGAAGAGCAAAAUAAAAUUGGAAUUACUUUAAACAUUGGAGAAUUCGUUUUCUUUUUUGAUACCAUGUUCUACUUUGAUUUCCAUGAUACUAUUCCCUGUGGUCGCUAUAUUUUUCAUUACUACUUUUCAGUUCUGUGCUGGCAAGUCCUUAAAUUCUAGUGUCCAAUUUCUCAAUAAUUUAUUAUUCAAUAAACUUAUUUUUGUCUAUUGACCUUA